GGUCGGGCGCUGCGGGGCUGCGCUGGUGAGGCGGGCCGUGAGUCGCGCGCGGGGCGGCGGCGGCGGCGGGGAAGCGACGGCACCGCCAUCAUGAAGAAGCAGUUCAACCGCAUGAAGCAGCUGGCCAACCAGACGGUGGGCAGAGCUGAGAAAACUGAAGUCCUCAGUGAUGACCUGUUGCAGAUCGAGCGGCGUCUUGACAAUGUGAGGUCCGUUUGCCACAACUCCUGUAAGCGGCUUGUGAUGUGUUUGCAAGGACAGUACGGGACUGAGGAGGAAAAGAGACACAAGAAGCUCCCGCUCACAGCGUUUGCCCAGAAUGUGCAAGAAGGUGCCCAGCAGCUCAGCGAGGAAACGUUGCUGGGGAAAAUGCUAGAGACGUGUGGUGAAGCAGAGAAUAAACUUGCAAUGGAAGUCUCUCACCACGAGGUGCAGGUUGAAAAGGACGUUUUGGAACCCCUGAACCAACUCGCAGAGGUGGAAAUCCCCAAUAUUCAGAAGCAGAGGAAGCAGCUUGCUAAGCUGGUACUAGACUGGGAUUCUGCAAGAGCUCGAUGGAACCAGGCCCACAAAACAUCAGUCACUAACUUCCAAGGGCUUCCGUCUAAGAUAGAUUCCCUUAAGGAGGAGAUGGAUGAAGCUGGAAAUAAAGUCGAGCAAUGCAAGGACCAGCUUGCUGCCGACAUGUAUAACUUCGUUUCCAAAGAAGGUGACUAUGCAAGACACUUUGUCUCGUUAUUAGAAGCCCAAGCAGAUUACCAUAGAAAAGCAUUAGCAGUCUUAGAAAAGGUGCUCCCUGAAAUCCAGGCCCAUCAAGACAAGUGGACUGAAAAACCAGGUUUCGGGACUCCCCUGGAGGAGCACCUCAAGCGUAGUGGCCGAGAAAUCGCCCUCCCCAUCGAGGCCUGUGUGAUGAUGCUCUUGGAAACAGGCAUGAAGGAGGAGGGCUUAUUCCGCAUUGCUGCUGGAGCCUCCAAGCUAAAGAAGCUGAAAGCAGCACUGGACUGCUCAGCCUCGCAUCUGGAUGAGUUUUACUCAGACCCUCACGCCGUGGCAGGUGCCCUGAAGUCCUACCUGAGGGAGCUGCCAGAACCCUUGAUGACCUACGCCCUGUAUGAGGAGUGGACCCAGGUUGCAAACAUUCAGGACCAGGAUAAGAAAUUGCAAGACCUGUGGAGGAUUUGCCAGAAAUUGCCAAAGCCUAACCUGGCCAACUUCAGGUAUUUAAUCAAAUUUCUUGCAAAACUUGCACAGUAUAGUGACAUUAACAAGAUGACUCCUAGCAACAUUGCCAUUGUGCUGGGCCCAAAUUUAUUGUGGGCCAAAAAUGAAGGGUCUCUUGCAGAAAUGGCAGCAGCAACUUCAGUGCACGUGGUUGCCGUUGUUGAACCCAUAAUCCAGCAUGCUACCUGGUUCUUUCCUGAAGAGCUGGAUUUCAAUGUGUCUGGAGCAUUCGUGGGGCAGCCUGCUGUGAACUCAAAUCACCUGACUGCAGGGAGUGACUGUGACUCAGGGACCCUUGAGCGGAAGAGGCCGGUCAGCAUGGCUGUGAUGGAAGGGGAGCUGCUGAGAAAAGAGAGCUUUGGUGUCAAGGUUAUGGACUUCCAGGCAAAUCCCCGGAGAGUUGGCACUGUGAAUAGAAAGCACACAGCCCCAGCUUUCCAGCCACCGCUUCCGCCCACAGAGGCUGGCCCGCCGGCCCUGGCCGUGGCGGAGCAGCACCCUCAGGGCCCUGGGGCUGAGCCCGGCCUCGCUGGUGCUUCCUCUGCCUGCCUUCCUGGCUCAGCAGAGCAUUCUCACAGCCAAGGCACGGAGGACAGCAGUGCUUCAAAGCCAAAGGACUCCCCACCCAUGACGACGCCUCCGCCCCCCAGAAACGGCGGACCCGCUCAGCCUAUUGGUGGCUCUGGCCAGCUCUCCGCCGGGCAGUCCCAGACCACCGCUGGGCCCAGCCCACACGCACUCAGGCGAGCCGUCAAGAAGCCUGCACCGGCCCCUCCGAAGCCGGCUAACCUGCCCCCAGGGCAGCCGGGGAACCCAAGUGCUGCUCCUGCCCCCAAGCCCCCCGCCAGGAGCCCUUCUCCUCCCAGCCAGCACACAAGCCAAGGGGGCGCUCAGCCCGCCGCUGCUCCGCCCCAGGUUUCUGCCCCCCGGCGGUACUCAAGCAGCCUGUCCCCGAUACAGGCACCCAGCCACCCACCCCCACAGCCCCCCACACUGUCCGUAACGCCACCGCCUCAGACCAAGGCCGGCAGCCUCAGACCCUCCCCACCUGGCCCGGAGGGAGGGUCAGAGCAGCCGUCGCCCACCCCUCCGCAUACCCCGACGCCGCCUGACACGCCCCCCCCGGAGAAGCACAGCACCACCUGCCCAGCUGCCCAGCCUUCCACCCAGGACAUUCCACCAGCUCAGUCACCACCGCCUCCAUCGGGCACUUUGCUGAGGCCCCGGCCAGUGCCCAAGCCUCGCAACCGCCCCACGGUCCCCCCUCCGCCCCACCCUCCUGCCCAUCCGGCUGCGGACGGCGCUCUUCCGGGGCCCCCGGCAACGGCGUCCCACAUUGUGACCGAUGCCGGUUCCGAGGUUCAAGAGCCAUCACGGGGCUUCUCUGGUGUGGAGCCUCCUGCCCCAGAGUUGGUGACUUCGCCAAAUCAGAAUUCACACAACCACCUUGUGCUUGAUCUCGAUCAUGAUACUGAGAGCACUGCUUUGUAAAAAUAAUAAAAUCACUCCGAAACAGCCCUUUCUAUCCCAGUGAAAACCUAGCCUGUCCAGGAUCAACAGUGAGGAGCUUUAAAAAAAGGAGAGGAAGCAGCGGCAGCUAUGGUGGGGAUGGUGCUGCGGCCCCCUCGCGUCUCCCGAGAAGAGGCGUGGCCUGCAAAGGGGGAGCUCGAUGACCUGUGUCCUGGCGAAGCUGCCCAAGCUAGCCCUGGGGUGUUCUGGCUGUUGCUCGGCCCUGCAUGAGAAGCUUGAUUGCUGCUGCUGACAGAGACGGCGCUUGCCGGGAAGUUCCAAGAGGAAUCCAAAGCGACGCGCCUGUAACGAAAAUCAUGGCCCUUUCGAGGCCUCUGCCGAACUCCUCCUCUUCGUCCGUAUCGGGGAGAUGGCCUGCCAAGAGACGCGCCAUCUCGGAUAUGCUGCAGACUUUGUUGCAAGUAUGAACCAAAAAAUGGCUCCAGGUGCAGAAGAUGGCUGCUGGUUAUCGGUCACUUUUCCAAAUGGUGGAUGUAUCCUUGUGCCUUGAUGGACUUGACACUGUAGAAGGAAAUGCACUGCCUCUCUAACCAUUUCAGUGCUGUUCUUUUUUUAGAGUAUUGUUCUUUACCCCUUCAUUUGUCACAGAUAUUUGUAUUAACCCUCCUGCUCUGGUUUCUGUAACAUCCAUAGGCAGCUGCUGUCAAGCUGAACUCUUUGGAAAAUGUGUAUUGCUAUAAAUGAGUUGAACUUUCAAAGUUACUUUGAACAUCUUGUUGGGUUCCUCUGCUGAGUAACAUUACUGUCACUUUUGUCACUGCAA
Messenger RNA from Candoia aspera, 3517 nucleotides. RefSeq names its product Rho GTPase activating protein 17 (gene ARHGAP17). NCBI's taxonomy places the organism in Eukaryota, Metazoa, Chordata, Lepidosauria, Squamata, Candoiidae. Gene Ontology annotation, molecular function: GTPase activator activity; protein binding. Gene Ontology annotation, biological process: positive regulation of GTPase activity; regulation of actin cytoskeleton organization; signal transduction. The transcript has 20 exons. Gene Ontology annotation, cellular component: cytoplasm; intracellular anatomical structure; cytosol. The record is from RefSeq and is a predicted model, not a curated record. Bases 91 to 2715 code for a protein of 874 amino acids.